Striga hermonthica is the source of this 3048-nucleotide messenger RNA. NCBI's taxonomy places the organism in Eukaryota, Viridiplantae, Streptophyta, Magnoliopsida, Lamiales, Orobanchaceae. The record is from the annotation of a GenBank genome assembly.
AUGGAUUCGCCGCCUUCCCAAUCGCCGGGAAGGUCACCGGAAUCUCCGAUCGGAAAUUCCAAGAGGCCGUAUGGUUACAAUAAGACAUCAUCAUUGUCCAAAUCAACCUCAGAUGCCAGCAGCCAGAGCUUCUCCUCCAUCCUCAACAACCCUAACCCUUCGUCCUCCGUCGUCGGUUGGUGGUCCUCUUCCGCGGCCGUUCCGGUACCCGAAUUCGCUCCCCUGCCGCCGCCGCCUAAACCCGGAUCUGAAAUUACCCGAUCCGAUUUCGUGCCGUACGUAUCCUCUGUCUCGGAAUCUCACUCCCGCUUCGUGGACAUCCUCAGGCAGCACGAUAGGGACCACCAGGGGCAGGACGGUCCUUUCACCGGGGGAUCCGCCGGGGAGGCGUUGGUGGCGUGCUUGAGGGAGGUCCCCGCGCUGUACUUCAAGGAGGAUUUCCAGUUGGAGGACGGUGCCACGUUCCGAGCGGCUUGUCCCUUCCGGACAAUGUCAGAAAAUGUUGCAUUGCAGGAGAGAUUGUCGCAGUAUUUGGAUGUAGUGGAGUUGCAUUUGGUCAGGGAAAUUUCACUAAGGUCGAGCUCAUUUUUUGAGGCACAGGUGCAGUUGGAGGAUUUAAGCGCUAAAAUUGUCCAAGGAUGCGGGAGGGUUAGGGAGCUGAAGGAGACAAUCAGGCUUCUAGACUCGGAUUUGGUGGGUUCUGCUAGGAAGGUGCAGGAGCUAAGCAUGAAGCGCGGGGACCUGUUUGGAUUGCAGAACAAGUUACGGCUAGUGCUGUCUGUCAAUCAGGCGGUCUCCACUCUUCAGUUACUUGUUGCAUCUGCGGAUUGUCUUGGAGCUCUAGACAUUAUUGAUGACCUGCAGCAUAUAAUGAAUGGCGAUGAACUGAUUGGCUUACAUUGUUUUCGUCAUCUCCGGGAUCAUGUAACAUCCUCAGUAGAGUCUAUCAACAGCAUUCUUUCAGCAGAAUUUAUUCGUGCAUCGUUGCGUGAUGCUGGAAAUAUGGAUACAUCAGUUGCAGGGCUUACCUUAACCUCAAAUGGAAGAUAUGAUGAAGUUAGACUGGAAGAAGAGAGAACGUCCAAUUUUCAAGAUCAACUUCUCCCUCUCAUCAUUGGAUUGCUUAGAACUGGAAAAUUACCAGCUGUAUUGAGAUUAUACCGUGAUACACUUGCAUCUGAUAUAAAGACAUCUGUCAAGGUGACGGUUUUGAAUAUGCCACUCGAUUCGGAUUCUAUAUCUGGAGAGGGGAUUGCAGAUACUGAUGGUGGAGGCUCAUCACUAGGAAGCAAGUUGAAAAGUCUUUCACCUGAUAGCUUUUUGAAACUUUUGGAAGAAAUAUUCAAGAUAGUGCAGGCACGCUUACUGCGGGCUUCUGAAGUUAAACGAGCAAUUGAGUGGAUCAUGGGCAAUCUCAAUGGUCACUAUGCUGCUGCUUCUGUUGCUGCUGCCAUUGCACAUGGAGCAGCAGCUCCUGAAACAGCUCAGGAGGCUGAUGGUCAUGCCAGUUCCUUUUCACCAGAAUCUUCCCAAAAUGCUACUCGAGUGACUUCUAUCCAGGGAAGAGGAUAUGACACUGCAACCACAAAUCUUUCAAGAAAUUUCCGAGCCGAUAUAUUAAGAGAGAAUGCUGAAGCUCUUUUUGCAGCAUGUGAUGCUGCUCAUGGAAGGUGGGCAAAAAUUGUUGGAAUCCGUUCUCAAAUUCACCCUAAACUGAAGUUGCAGGAAUUUCUAGGUGUUUAUACCAUUAGCCAGGAAUUUAUUAGUUCAACUGAGAAGAUAGGAGGAAGAUUGGGAUACAGCAUUCGUGGAACAUUACAAUCACAAGCUAAAUCCUUCAUUGAAUUCCAGCAUGAAUCUCGAAUGGCUAAGAUGCGUGCUCUACUUGACCAAGAAAAUUGGGCUGAAAUAGAUGUACCAGAUGAGUUUCAAGCUAUCGUCAAUUCACUGUGUUCUUCAGGUUCUGUGGCUGCUGGGGAGAGGAAUUCAGUUUCCGAGGACACUGCAUCAACUUCUGAUGUAGGACCAAGCAGCGAUGGUUCCUCCAUGUUAGAUGCUGUUCCAUCAAAUCAGUCUCAGAAUGUUGAACAGUCUGAUUCUAACGGGAAUACUGAUUAUAUACCGAACUCUGAAUCAUCACGUGUUGGAGCUGCAGCUGAUAGUGGCAGUUCUGAUGUUAGUACGUCCUCUCAUGGAAACAAUGCCAGUGUAAAAGACCGUGGAAAGUCUGGACUCCGGAUGCUUUAUUUUAGAGGAAUUGGAUAUCACAUGGUAAACUGUGGCUUAUAUUUGGUGAAAAUGUUGUCGGAGUACAUAGAUAUGAGCAAUUUUUUGCCAACACUAUCUGCGGAAGUGGUUCAUCGUGUUGCCGAGAUCUUGAAACUAUUUAAUUCAAGGACUGCGCAUCUUGUCCUUGGAGCUAAUGCCUUACAGGUGUCUGGUUUGAGAUCAAUCACUGCUAGACACUUGGCCAUGGCGAGCCAGGUGAUAAGUUUCACCUUUGCAGUCAUACCUGAAAUUAGGAGAAUUCUCUUGUUUAAAGUUCCGGAGACCUAUAAACCACUUUUGCAGUCAGAGAUCGAUCGAGUAGCAACUGAUUACAAAAAUCACCGGGAUGAGAUUCAUUCCAAGCUGGUUCAGAUAAUGAGAGAACGAUUAUUGGUUCAUCUGAGAAGCUUGCCACAAAUUGUUGAGGGUUGGAAUAGGUCAGAGGAUAAUGAUUUACAGCCUAGUCAGUUUGCUCGGUCACUUACCAAGGAAGUUGGAUAUCUUCUACGUACCUUAACCAAACACUUACUUGAAGAGGAUGUUCAAGCUAUUUUUGGGCAAGUUGUUGUAAUUAUGCACUCUCAAAUUCAUGAUGCAUAUUCACGGUUGGAGUUGACCUCUGCACAAGUUAAACGCAGUCUUCGCUGUGAUAUCCAGCAUUUACUUGGAUGCAUCAGAUCAUUACCUUGUGAUAGUUCGGGUAAAUCUGAUCAUCCCCCAAACUGGGGACAACUCGAUGAAUUCCUUGAACAAAAUUUUGGCUCUGAAUCUGGUGAAUAG